UUUGGUGCCAAAAGAAGACAAGGUGAGGCCAGUUUCUUGCCACCCAUUGGGUAGGCCUGAGGAUGACCACCUUUGGCUAGUCUCUGAGCUGGCCACUUCAGGGCCAGAUGAACAGAGUCCUGAGCAUCUCAUCCUGAGAAUGAUUCUAAAGCCCAGAGACAAGUGUGGUUGUACCACACAGCCCCCAAAUGAAAGCCAAGCACUUCGUGGAAAACUAAAACAGCAGUCUGCUCCAAGGCCCUAAGUGUAGACAAUCCUCACUUAUAAGUGAGGAGUCACUUGUGCCACAUUCUUCAGACUGAGUGUCAACUGACGAGCUCCGGGGAUCUCAUGGAUGGAGCCUUCUGCUGAUAGGUAUUCCCAUCAAGAGUACCAUGGACAAUCCCACCACCACACAGUAUGCCAACCUCAUGCACAACUUCAUCUUGAAGGCACGGAGCACCGUGCGUGAAAUUGACCCCCAGAAUGACCUCACUUUCCUCCGAAUUCGCUCCAAGAAAAAUGAAAUAAUGGUUGCACCAGAUAAAGACUAUUUCCUGAUCGUGAUUCAGAAUCCAACUGAAUAAGCCACCUCUUGGCUCUGUUUGUCAUUCCUUAAUUUAAUGCCCCCCAAGAAUAAUAGCGUUAAUCAUGUCAGCCAACUGGCUCAGAGAUCACCUUAAGAGCCCUGCAAACCACUCUGGGACCAGAGUGGCCCAGCAGCUCCGCCCUCCCCACCAGAGGAUCCUGAGUCUUCCUGGCAGGGCGCCUUCCUUGCUGCCAGGUUGUGGAGCAGGAGCUGCUGAGAAGCCCACACCCAGCUUCCUUCUGACCUUCGGUUCACUUUGUUGCCCUUGGAAAAAGCUGUUUUUCUUUUAACUAAAAAUAACCAGAAUGCUUA
Heterocephalus glaber (naked mole-rat) is the source of this 880-nucleotide messenger RNA. The record is from RefSeq and is a predicted model, not a curated record. Lineage: Eukaryota; Metazoa; Chordata; Mammalia; Rodentia; Bathyergidae.